AUGGCUUCUGAUGCAUCCUCGGGUCCUAGCAACCACCUUCCAAAGAAACAUGCAGCUAAGAAGAAUGGUUCUAAACAAGUCUCCCUUGAGAAACGCCAACACAGAGAGAAAGCAAUAAGCAACGAAGGAGAAAAAUCAGAGCUCAAAGCUAAGACAAGAACAAGUUCAGCUAGUCGUGUCCAGAGUAAAGGCAAGGUAGUUGCACAUUGUUUUCUUUUUGUAGAUGCUGUCCCAAAUAACUUGUCUGCACGGUUCUCCGUUGGAAUCCUGUUAUAUUACAUGUACCCUGUUCUUCACUAA
Molecule: messenger RNA, 300 nt
Organism: Thlaspi arvense
Lineage: Eukaryota; Viridiplantae; Streptophyta; Magnoliopsida; Brassicales; Brassicaceae
Source: the annotation of a GenBank genome assembly